Messenger RNA from Ochlerotatus camptorhynchus, 17275 nucleotides. RefSeq names its product Obscurin (gene Obsc). Gene Ontology annotation, cellular component: plasma membrane; axon; neuronal cell body. Lineage: Eukaryota; Metazoa; Arthropoda; Insecta; Diptera; Culicidae. Gene Ontology annotation, molecular function: ATP binding; protein binding; protein kinase activity. The coding region runs from base 34 to 16464 and encodes 5476 amino acids. Gene Ontology annotation, biological process: synapse organization; homophilic cell-cell adhesion; protein phosphorylation. The record is from RefSeq and is a predicted model, not a curated record. The transcript has 30 exons.
UCACGGAGAUAGUGAGAGAAUCCCGCAGCGGAAAUGACGCUGAAAGACGAAAUUGUCACCGGCUCGGCGGAGGUCAAACCUGACUUUGGCGAAUCGUACUCCACCAAAGACGAAAUCCUUCAGCUCUCGUCCGCCAUCAGCCGGAGGUCAUCGAUAACAGCAACACAGCCCUCCUCACCGCCUGCGUCCUAUCGCCCCGCGGAGUUCGAAUGUGUUGUCCCGGUGGUGAAGAGCCAUCAUCAUCUCCUGCAACACCAGCGUCCAUGUGAAUCGAUCGAAAGCAACCAACUGUACCGUUAUCAAAGAUACCAAGACUACAGCAACCGUCACCUACUGCAGCAGGGCGAAGACGCCGAACUCAACGGGUCCAAGAUGUAUGAUAUUUUGGUGGUAAACAAAACCUACGAUGCCGAAGGUCCGGACUCCAUCUCGGUCCGGGUGGGAGACCUCGUCGAGGUUCUGGACAUGGGCGAAUCCGCCGCCGCCGUCGCCGCUGCAGCCACAGCAAAGAGGCCCAAGCUGGAUCCGCAGCUGAAUGUUGGCAAAACCGAAAGCCUGCUGGACAGUUCCAUUUCCAAGCACAAGCUGUCCAUCAAACCGAAGAAGAACCACCACAGUUCGCUCCGGAGGAGCGUCAGUCCACAGCCGCCACAGUAUCAACCGAAGCCAAAUGAAAAGUGGAAAGUACGAAUCUUCGACGGGGACGACAAUGCCAAGGCGGGCUGGAUUCCGGUCUCGGUGCUGGACAUCAUGCACACCGAUCAGGCCGUGUUCGGUGAGAAAGCCAACGAUGCCACCUAUCGUCGUGAAGCCGUCGUUCGUGAGCUGAUUGAAACUGAGGAGGAAUUCGGCCGGGAUCUGCAGCUGGUCGUCGAAAAGUACAUCAAGUUCAUCGACAAUCCGGACAACAAGAUUCCCCGGCAGAUCCGCGAUCACAAGGAUGACAUCUUCAACAACUUCAAACAGAUCGCGGACUUCCAUAAUACUGUGCUGAUCGAAGGUGUCAAGUACUACGCCAACAAUCCGAAAAUGAUUGGCAAAACGUUCCUCCGGUUGGAGCGCGACUUUGACAAACACGUUCGGUACUGCCGCGAUGCCCCGGUUGCGCAGGAGUUCCUCGCCGCCAACGACGCCGUGAGGGACUUUUUUAUGGAACUCUCCCAAACCCUAGACGACGACAAAACUUUAUCUGAGCAUCUUAAGUUACCCAUCCAACGGAUCAACGAUUAUAAACUACUUUUCAAGGAACUUCUCAAAUAUUCCACUGCCCUUGGCGAAAAUGUCACCGACCUCCAGAAGGCCCUAGAGUUGAUGCUCUCGGUGCCCAGUCGUGCAGCGAAUAAUCGAUACUUGGAGAGCAUCGAAGGUUUCCGCGGAAACCUCCAGAAGCUAGGUCGCGUACUCGCCCACGAGUACUUCGGAGUCAAGGACAAGGAGAACAAAAUCAAGGAGCGCUAUCUGUUCCUAUUCAAGGCCCGCCUUCUCAUCACCAAAGCGAAACGACUGUCGGACGAAAGAUCGAUCUUCUUACUCAAGGACAUCGUCAAGCUACCGGACGUACAGAUCAGGGACGUCGAUUCCCGUGCCUUUGAGCUACUUCCAAAGGUCGGCGGACGAGGAGACACCGUACAUCUGAUCGCCUACUCAGAGGAGGCAAAGCAGCGCUGGAUCUACGAAAUCGACGAAUACGCCGAUAACGCGGUUGCCCUUCAGGAGCACGCCAACGACGAUCUGCGUAUCGAUCCAACACAGACAAACAUCGACGAAAGUAUCAUCAAGCUACCGCAACGAAUUGAAGCCCACAAGACCGACGAGAAUAUCAAACCUUCUGAUUUCGCCGAAAGCUACGUGGUAUUCAAGCACAAGACCGCACAUCGCGAGGAAGCCCAAUCGGUGCAAAAGACAGUAAGCCAAGAGGUUGUUGAAGCGGAAGAGGAAGAGGAGAAACCCGCAAGUGUUCGCGAACGCCUCGCAGCUCUAGAGGUUAAGAAAUCCUCUCAUACGGUUGAGUUAGCUGCCGGUAAGCAAGAGGUUGUCCAACAGCAAGCUCAACAGGUUGUUCAAAGCAAAACUUCCAGUGUUCAAGUUCAGGAAACCAGGACAUCUUCUACAGUUGUGCAGCAAAGCUCAUCGAGCAGACAGGAAUCCAGCGUCCAGGAAUCGAAGACUUCUGCAGUUAAGCGACAGCAAGAAUCUCAACUAGACGCUCAAGCCAAGGAAGCUAAGUUAUCUAGCCAAACCCAGGUGCGAACUCAGGUUGUGGAAUCGAAAUCAGCUGCAGUCAAGCGACAGCAAGAAACACAUCUUGAAUCUAAAUCAUCAGCUGCAUCAGCACAGCAAUCGGUAACUCAGGUAGUGACUAAGACAUCUACCCAAGUUCAACAAAAACAACAACAGCAACACCAAAAGAUCGUUGAAACCAGCUCGCAAGAACAGGAAUCUGCCUCACAGGUCGAAACCAAGUACGCUUCGCUGAAACAGCAACAACAACAACAACAGAAAGCUCAGGCAGUUGAAGCAAAGACCGAAUCCGUACAGGUCAUCACAUCGGUGAAACAGUCAUCUACGUCCAGUACGCCACCGGUCGUCGACGCUGAUUCCAAAAUCAAGCAAAUCGAAUCCAAAUACGAAGCUCUCAAGCAAAAGAAGCUCGAACAGAAGUCCGACGAAGUCGACGCCAAGUUCCAGAUUAUAGAAUCCAAGUUUGCAGCACUCAAACAGCAGCAAGAACAGCAUAAGCAACAGAAGCAGCAGCAUACGGAACCGGUGCAAGAGCAGCCGCAAGUGAAACCGCAAAGCAAACUUCAGCAGAUUGAAUCAAAGUAUAAGAAGCAGGAACAACAGCAGCAAACCGUUGAAGCUAAAGCACAGAUCACCGAGGUUGUCGUUGUUCAGGAGCAGAAACAGGAACAGCCGAAACCGUUGUCUAAGGUUGAACAAAUCGAGUCCAAGUACAAAUCAAAGCAGGAACAACAAGUUGUUGAAGCAAAGACUCCGAUCACCGAAACCGUUGUCCAAGAGCAGAAGCAAGAGCCGGCAAAGCCGCUUUCCAAAUUAGAACAGCUAGAAUCGAAAUAUAGCAAGAAGAAGCAUUCGAUAGAGCAAACCACCGAUAUCAGUGCAGCUUUGAUUGCAGAACCAGCAGCCGUUGAAAGCGUUGAACCGCAGAGUCCAGAGACUCCGUCGAAGAUCCAACAGAUUGAGCACAAGUACGCAUCGCUCAAACAGAAGCAGCAGCAGCAGCAGCAAGUGCAACAGCUAGUUCAGGAAGUUAAAGUAUCCGAAACCGUCGAACAGCAGGAAACUCAAUCCAAGCUCGCUCAAAUCGAAGCCCGGCAUACAGCACGUCGUCAAUCGUUUCAGAAGGAUCAAGAGACUACAGUUGAAUCGAAAAUCUCCGUCGACAAGGUCACAGAUCAGAAGAAGGAAGAGAAGCUAUUCACUGUACAGAAGGUCGAGGCAGUAAAGCUACCAGAAGUUCCAAAGAAGACUGAACCCACCAAACCGCUCGACGCACCAAAACCAAAGGUCGACAAAAAGGAUCGCCCCAAGCUACAGAUUCCGGUACCGGAAAAACGGGUAGAGGAAGCCACCAAGGCUCCCGAAAGUCCUAAGCAGAAGAAGCGACCCGAAUCACCGAAGAGUCCGAAAUCGAAGAAAUCACCGACUAAAAUACCGGAUAGUCCCAAGCUACCAGAGCCGAAACCAGUCGAAAAGAAGGUUGAAAGUCCCAAGACACCAACCAAGGUCCCGGAGGCUCCAAAAGCUGUAGAGAAGAAGGUCCCAGAAACCCCUAAAACUCCAACUAAGGUUCCAGAGAGUCCUAAAGUAGUUGAGACUCCAAAGGUCGAGAAGAAGGUUGAAGCACCGAAAACACCAACUAAGGUCCCGGAAAGUCCCAAGGUAAUCGAAACUCCCAAGACACCAACCAAAGUCCCGGAAAGUCCCAAAGUAAUCGAAACUCCAGCUAAGGUUCCUGAGAGUAAUAAAGUAGUCGAAAGUCCCAAGACACCAACCAAGGUCCCAGAGACUCCAAAGGCUGUAGAGAAAAAGACUCCAACUAAGGUCCCAGAGAGCCCCAAAGUAGUUGAGACUCCAAAGGUCGAGAAGAAGGUUGAAGCACCUAAAACACCAACCACCACUCCAAAGACACCAAACAAGGUACCGGAAAGUCCCAAAGUAGUCGAAACUCCAACUAAGGUUCCAGAAAGUCCCAAAGUCGUUGAGACUCCAAAGGUCGAGAAGAAGGUUGAAGCACCGAAAACACCAACCAAGGUCCCGGAAAGUCCCAAGGUAGUCGAAGCUCCGAAGACACCAACCAAGCCGGUCGAAAAGAAGGUUGAACCAGCCAAGGUACCAGCAGCACCGAAGGCUCCAACUAAGGUUCCAGAAAGUCCUAGCGUAGUUGAGAAGAAGGUUGAACCACCCAAGACACCCACCAAGGUCCCGGAAACUCCCAAGCCGAUCGAGAAGAAGCUUGAACCUACCAAGGCACCUGAAAGCCCCAAGGUAGUGGAAACUCCAAAGCCAGUGGAAAAGAAGGUUCCCGAACCACCGAAGACUCCAACCAAGGCGCUAGAGAAGAAAUCAUUCGAAGCGAAGAAGGUCGAAGCAGUUAAACUAGCGGAACGGCCCAAAAAGCAGGAACCAGUCCAGAAACCCAAAGGUACAGCAGAUACCGCUAGCGUAACAGGUUACGAUACUCCGGUAGCGGUUGCCGACCAGGAACCUUCUCUAGAGAAUCUAGUAGAGCAGAAAUCUAGAGAAGAAUCCCUUAAACAAAAGCUAGAGGAAAUCUACGCCCGCGAACGGGCAAACCUCGUCGAGGCCAAGCGGAUCCGUCAGGCCGAAGAGGAGGAAAUACGGCUGAAGUUUCAACAGCGAGGCCAACGAGAGAUCCAGCAGAUUAAGGAAAGUACCUCCGAGCUACUAGAGCAGAUCCAAGCUACCAGGGAAUCGGUCAAGUCGGUGCUAGGAUUGACCGAACCAACAAAGUCGAAGUCGAGGUUACCGAAGAUCACCAAGGCAACUGAUUCUGAUUCACAGCAACAGCAAACGCCUUCGCAAGAUCAGAGCACUGAUCAGGAAGGAUCAGACCAAGGAGGAUCAAACGACGCAGGUGGUGAGCAAAACAAACAAGGAGAGCAAAGGGGAGAUAAUCGCGAAGGAUCAGGAGAAGGCAGUGGAGGUAAGCGAACUCCGCCGCCUUUACAGUUACCAACGUUCUUCGAUCCCCCACCACUCCCAGUAUACCAGGCUACCAUUGAAGUAUUCAUCAAGAAGGAACGUCCACCGCCACCACCACCACCAAAGAUCACUAGGAAAUUGGUUGUGAACACAGACGAACUCGAGCGAAAGACACAACUGUUCUUCGAAGGUCACAUCAACGAACCGGAUCCAGACUACAGUACAGCGGCUGCUCUUCGAAAGAUCAAGGGUAUCAAGCAUCUGUUCGGUAAGACAGGCCAAACGGUAAACUACGCCGAAGACACCAUCCAUAAGGCCGAACAAGGUGAAUUCGAGAGUAUUCUGUUUCCGGAAGAGGAAGAACCCAAACCGAAGGAGCCAGCUUACGAAUACCAGUACACCGUUGAAGAUCCGGUAACUGGUGAGAAAAUUUGUACCGCAGAUCCAAACCUCGUGCUUAUCGAGAAGAGAGCAGCCAUGGAUGAACAGCAUACCUCUAGGUACUCAUCGCUGAGGCAUUCCACCCGUCACGGUCGAACCCUAGAAGCGCAACUCGAGGAACUAGCAGAUUUCGAGGUCAAGCACGAAGAGAAGAUGUCGACUACCCGUACCGAGAAACUGCGGGUGCCAACCAACAUUCGGCCCCGCUUUUUGAAUGCCAUUCACGGCCUGAGCGUCGAACCUGGCGAGAAUGCAAAGUUUGCGUGUCAAAUCGACGAACUUUCCAACGUCCAAUGGCUCAAGGACAACAAACCGCUCAAUGACAAACUGGCCGAUCGUGUCAUCGUCAAGGAAUCCGACGACCUAACGCAUACCCUGGAGAUCCAGCACUGUCGCGAGGAGGACAGCGGUACCUAUACGGCUCGGGCCAUCAACGGCACGGAGAAUGCCUCCUGUACGGCGCAGCUAAUCGUAGAGAAAUUGACCCCAGAGCAGAGGAAGGCGCUCGCCGAAACCAAUGCACCUGUAUUCACUGUUACCCUCAAGGACACUGAGGUCAUUGAGAAGACCUACCUGACCUACAUGGUCAAGGUCAAGGGAGAUCCCCAGCCAAAGAUUCGAUUCUGUAAGGACGAUCGUGAGAUACUCGACACCGACAAGCGUAUGAAGGUCGUUCGCGAGCGUGAGGACAGCGGAUACUACGAGUUGAUUAUUCCCGAAGUCCACAAGGGCGACUGUGGUGUCUAUUCGUGCACGGCUUACAACAAAUUCGGAAGCACCAAAACCCAGGCCCAACUAUUGGUAUCAGAUCAGAAAGAGCUAUUCUAUGAGCUGGACACUCUCGAGGAUAAUAAUAAAUUUGUCUGGAAAAAGAACGGUGUGGCCUUCGAUCCGGAAGAGCGUUUCAAGGUAUUAAUGGCUGAUGAUUCCGAUUCGUUGGCGCUUGUCUUCCAGCACGUAAAACCAGAAGAUGCUGGACUCUACACUUGUGUUGCCGCCACCUCUUCCGGCAAUAUCCAGUGUAGUGCUGAACUCACGGUUCAGGGACAAGUCAACCAACUUCAACAGGAACCAUCCAAGCCGCACCUAGUAGUUUCAUCGAAGGACGCACUGGCUCGAAUUGGCGGCAAAGCACUGCUCGAGAUGAAAGUCCACGGCUAUCCAAGGCCGGAGCUCGUCUGGCGUCACGAGGGCACCAUUAUCGAACCCGUAGGUCGCUUCAAGUUCCUCUACGAGGACGCCGAAUCCGUAACGCUGGUCAUCAUGGAUGUGCAACCUUCGGACGCCGGUGCCUACUCCAUCGUUGCACAGAAUCAUCUGGGCGAGGACUCGACCUUUAUCAAUCUGAUCGUCAAGUAUCCACCGACCAUCGUCAAGCCACACGACUGCGGAGCCAUGGUCGGCGAAAACUUCAAGAUGUCAAUUGAAGUCAACGCCGUCCCGGAUGCUACCGUUCGUUACUACAAGAACGGCAAAGAAUUCAAAGAAAACAGCCGUAUCAAGUUCCUCACGGCCGAAAACUACCACAUCAUUAAGUACAAUCCUGCUACGGCAGAAGAUACUGGCAACUAUUCGAUAAUCGCCACCAACGAGAUCAGCCAGGCGACGGAGUUCUGGGAAUUCACCAUCAACUCACCGCCACGCUGUACCCACGGGCUUCCUGAGGAAACGAUCGUCAACGAGAAAGAGGACAUCGAACUGUUUGUCAAGGCGGACGGUAACCCCACGCCGAUCGUGCGCUGGUACAAGGAUGGCAAGGAAGUCUUGGCCGAUGGCAAGCGAAUUCUCAUUAUUGAAGAUGACGGUCGCUUCACACUGAAGAUUCAUGCAGCGAAUCGUGACGAUACGGCACGCUACUCAGCGGAUAUCAUUAACGACUACGGUACCAUUAAACAGCGUUCGCAAGUCAACGUGAACUGCAAAGCCAAGGUUCGUGAAGAGCUGAACGCGACAACCUGCAAGGAAGGCGAUAGCAACAUCACGAUGGCCAUCAAGACUGAUGGUUACCCCAGACCGACGGUACAGUGGUACAUCGACGACGUCGAGAUUACCGAAUCACGUAACGAGUUCAAGAUAGUCGAAGAUGGACUGUACUACAAGUUGAUCAUGAUGGAUGCCAAGGCCGAACUUCAGGGCAAAUACAAGGCCGUGUUUACUAACGUUUACGGAACGGACGAGUGCAGCGCCAAGACGACUGUUCAAUGCACACCCAAGGUUCGCAAACCGCUGGUGGAUACUGACGUGGACGAGAAUACCACUCUGACUCUGGAUGUCGAAAUCUACGCCGAACCCGAGCCGGAGGUCACCUGGUACAAGAAUGGACAACCGGUGCAGACCGACGCGAGAUUGACGAUCAAGCGGGAUUCUCAACGGGUGGAGAACUAUACCCUCUCGUUGACGAUGGUCCGUGGUGCAGACUCUGGUGACUACGAAGUCCGUGCGGUGAACUCGAUGGGAACGAUUUCCAGCAAGUCCCGGGUCGUUGUACAGAAGGCCCUUGUAACGAGCCCCACUGAGAAUGCCGAAGCACACCGCAUGUUCAGCGAAUGUACCACGAUCGGUCAGAACGGAGAAACGAUCAUGAUCUCGGUUCACACCGAAGAGAGUCAUGCCGCCAUCGUAACAGGCCCCGAAGAAUCCCACUCGAUCCAUCAGAUGCGCGCAACCACGAUCAUCUUCGAAGAAGACAGUGGAUCACCGUUGGAAACUCCCCAAAGGAUCAUCUACCCUAACAAGCCACACGCUUCUGCCCUGCACGUCGAAGAGGUCGACAGCAUAACCUUCCAAUCGCCGGAAGAUACGGCCAAGUAUCAUCAUCUCACGGUCAACGAGUCCUCCGGGACUCGGCUAGUGAUCGAAGAGCUGGAAUCGGACAACGAAGCCGUCUCGUCGAGCACCGGCAAGUUUUCUCGAGGAGUUUCCAUCACUUCGGCAACCACCUCGGACGAUGAGCAGUCGAUUUCGCGACAAUCCAGCAGAUUGGGCACGGAAGAGCCUGAGAGCGGUCAGCGCGUGCAAACCAAUGGUAUCUCGGCUGAGUCACAGCAAGCAGAUUCAUCGUUGGGCUUACAAAAGGAAGAAGCUGAACAAAGGGAUGCAGAAAAGGGCAAGAAAGUUCAUUUUGUAGACGAUUUGGCAGAUGAAACAAAAAAGGCUCGGUUGAUAGAGAAGCAAGAGGUAGAGGAAGGUGAUGUGGAAGUCGACGAAAGGUGCGUUAAAGUAAGUAAAGAUUCGGCGACACCCAAAUCAGCAAAGAUGCUCGAGAAGGCAGAUGCAACGGAAGGUCAAGCUGCUAAGGGUAAACCCGUAGACUCGGAAGAAGUUCAAGCUACGAACGCAGUUGAGAAAGCUCUAGAAAAGGAAGCAGCCGAAGUCAAAGCUGUUGAAGAACCAACACAGCCAGCAGCUCUUGGUGCGGAUGAUGGUUCGGAGAGUCUCAAAUCCAAGAAACUGCGGAAGGAAUCGCUGGAAGAAGCAGUACAGCAAAAGCCAGAGAAACCAAAACAAGAAUCGAUCAAUGAACAGACUAAGCAAGCUCUGCUGAAAGACGAAACCGUCGAAGAAGACGCCGAAGCAUCAAAGAAACCAAAAGAAUCCGAAGUCAAACAACCCACACGUCCAGAAGCGUCUCCGGAGAUCCUCAAGACCGAUAUCGCCGAUGUCACGACGUUCGAUUCCCUGCCACUUACGUGGACCGUGGAAGCCGAUGGUAUCCCACGACCGACCGUGUCCUGGGUCCUCAACGGAGAGGAGGUCAACGCUAGUGAACGCAUCCGUAUUACUGACUCGGGAACUCUCUACAAGAUCGAGAACCUCGACGUUAAGGAAGCCGACGCCGGCGAGUGGAAGGCCGUGGUCAAGAACCGCAUCGGAGAGAAGACGCUGCCAUGCCACCUGACCGUUAUUCCAUGCAAGGAGUACCGCCGUCCCAAGUUCCAGAAAGGUUUGGAGGACUUCAGCGUCCACAAAGACGAACCGAUCACUCUGAGCGUAACGAUCACUGCCGAUCCGGAGCCGGAGAUUUCCUGGAUCCAGGAUGGUACCGAAGUGCAAGCCGACAACUUCAUCCAGAUGAAGACCGAAAUCAAGGAGUUGGAAUACAACCUCAAAGAGAUCACCUACACCUUAUACAUUGCGGAAGCUCGUCACUACGAUACCGGCAACUAUACCUUCCGUGCGACCAACAAGUACGAUAUUAACGAGUCCAACUGCCGCUUGGAUGUGCUGCUGAAGCCGGAGAUCGAAAACUUCCAUGAUAUCACCGUGGAACCGUUUACGCAGGGUGUCUUCCAGGUGCUGAUCAAGGCCAAUCCGAAGCCGAGGGUCGUCUGGACCAAGGAUGGCAUCAACCUGUGCAACGUAGACAACUGCGACGUGAUUGCCGACGUGGAGAAGGAAAUCUAUACCCUGCUGGUGGAGUCUUGCGCCCUGACCGAACAUGGAACUUACACCGUUACGGCGUCGAACACCUUCGGUGAAACGAUCGCCACUGCCAAGCUGAAUGUGCACAUGACGAAACCAACCUUCACGAAGGAACCGGACAGCAUCAACGUACACGAUUGGGGCGAUGUCUACAACAGGGUCGACAUCUCUGGUUGUCCACGUCCGACUAUUCAGUGGCUGCGCAACGGAACCCCACUGAAUCUGGAGGAGAUCGACGAGGAAACCAACGAACCGAAGAUCAAGGUUGUCACUUCCGGUGAUAUCGAAGUAGUCAGCGAACUGUUCAUCACCCACUUCGGACCUGAAUGGCAAGGCAAUUAUUCUUGCUUGGCAACGAGCAUUGGUGGAGAAACGGAAGCCAAGUUUAUGAUUUUGGUCAAAAACGAACAACCCGUGUUCGGUAAGGGACUCGAGCGAGGUAUGGAUCUGGAGGAGGACGAUCGCCUGGAGUUGUCGUGUAUCGUUGAUGGUAGCCCGCUACCGAAGAUGACUUGGUACAAGGAUGGCAUCGAGGUUACUCCUAAUGAGCACGUCAAGAUCACCCACGGUCACGAUGGACGCUGCCGGUUGAUUGUCGAGAAGGCCGAUCCCGGAGACAGCGGUUGCUACAAAUUGGUUCUGUCAAACAAGACCGGAGAAGUAUCCACGCAAUCUUCCAUUGCUGUCACUCCCAAGCAGCGUUAUCCGAUAUUUGUCCGUCCACUGCAGGACCACAAGAUCGUCGUUGGCGAAACACUGCACAUGGAGGCCAAGAUUGCCGGUUUCCCAAUGCCCGAGGUAAGGUGGUUCAAGGACGGUUUGCCCAUUCAUCAGACCAAGGCGAUCAACUUCAUCAACGAACCCAAUGGUAUCGUUGGAUUCAUAAUCGAUCGCGUCACUCCGGAGGAUGCCGGUAUCUACACCUGCGAGGUGAAGAAUGAGGUCGGCAAGGCCACUUCCGCUUCGAUCACCGAAAUCAUUCCGAAGGCCAAGAAGCCCCAAUUCGUCAAUGAACUGCAGGACAUUAGCAUCGUUGAGGGCUAUCCGAUCAAGCUGAACGUCAAGGUUAUUGGAUUCCCAUCUCCCGCGAUCAACUGGUUGCACAAUGGAACGCAGAUUACGGGCGAUCACUUCAGGAUCACGCAAGAAGGAGAAGGUUGCUCUACCCUCACUGUCGAAAAGUCGGUGGGAACCGAUUGUGGAGACUACCAGGUAGUCGCUUCCAACGAAAACGGUGACACAGCGUGCACUGGAAAGGUGACAAUCUUGCCAGUUACCGAUACAUCAACCGGAGAGGAGCCACCAAGCUUCCUGGGAGGUAUUCGCGAUAUCACCGCCGAUGAAGGCAAGGAGCUCACAUUCAGAGCUCGCUUCAUUGGUAACCCAGCGCCAGAGGUUAUCUGGACGAAGGAUGGGGAGCCCCUCCAACCAACUGGACGUGUUACUGUCACGUGCGACGGCAAAACCGUUGGGCUGACCAUCACCCCGACUGAAGUGUCCGACUCUGGCGAGUAUGCUUGUCUGAUGGCCAAUCCACUAGGAGAAACCGAAACCAAAGCUUCGGCUAUCGUCCGCAAGAUGUUCCAGAAGCCGAACUUCGUCUACCAUUUCCCAGAUGUACAGCAACUACCUGGACUGGAAGCCAAGUUCCCAGCGAAACUGGUUGGUAAUCCACGCCCGACUGUUCAAUGGUACAAGAACGAGACACCGAUCAAUCCAAACGAUCGCUACAGCAUGAAGUACGAAGGCGAACACUGCUGUCUGUACAUCAAGGAGUGCGUCGAAUCCGAUACCGGACUGUACUCGUGCACUGCUACCAAUCGCGAGGGAUCCAGCACCGUAGAAGCUAAACUGGACGUUGUUUCCCAACUGACAAGAGGUGACGAACCAACUCCUGCCUACUUCUUGAAGAAACCAAUUGACAUGACUGUGCUCGAAGGAAUGAAGGCCAAGUUUACUGCUUGCGUCGAUGGUUUCCCUCUGCCGACUGUGGAAUGGAUCCGCGACGGUCACCGUCUAGUCCCAAGCGAGAAAUACCGCAUCGAAGCCGACAUCAACGGUCUGGCUCGUCUGAUUGUUGAUGAUAUUCAAGAGGAGGAUCUUGGCCGCUACACUUGCAAGAUUAGCAAUAAUCUGGCCGAAGUAUUGGCUCACGCCAAUCUACGCUUCGAAACACUGGAUGCUUGCCCAAGACGCCGCUACGGAAAGGGCAAGGACAAGAGCUACCUCCAUACCACCCCGUACCCACUGAUGGAUAGGCCGAUCAUCUCGAAACUGUCCGAUCGUCGUAUGACCUUGUCCUGGAAACCAUCCAUGACUACCGUUCCACGCCACCCCGUCACCUACCAGAUGGAGAUGAUGGAGCUUCCCGAUGGCGAAUGGUACACCUACCGCUCCGGAAUUCGCAGUUGCUCGUGCGAGGUGCGCGACCUAGAACCGUUCCGUGACUACAAGUUCCGCAUUCGUGUCGAAAACAUGUACGGCUCCAGCGAACCCAGUCCCUAUGUCCAAACGUAUAGACAGAAACUGGAGUCUGAACCUCCAGUCUUCUAUCCCUAUCUUGGACCGGGACGUGAUUACCGCCCGGACGUUUCCCCGCUUUAUCCACACAACUUCGAUGUAGAACGUCCCACCCACCGUGACCAACGGUCCGGAAUCACACCAGAGUUCCUUCGUCAGGAAUUCCCUGUCCAAUACGGAACCAAGAAUCACAAUGUCAGCCUGUUCUGGUUUGUGUAUGGUUAUCCGAAGCCAACAAUGACCUACUACUUCAACGAUCAGAAGAUCGAAGCCGGUGGUCGUUAUUGCUUCAGUUACACCAGAAACGGUCAGGCUACGCUGUUCAUCAACCGCAUGUCCGAGCGGGACGUUGGCGUGUACGAAGCCGUCGCUUCUAACGAGUACGGCUCCGUACGGCAACGCGUCUGCCUAGAGCUCGGCGAGUAUCCACGCUUCCUGCAGCGUCCGGAGGAGGUAUUCAUUAUGGGUCGCCGUUCGGGUCGCGUCGAAGCCAAGAUCGCUGGCGUACCCUUCCCGGAUGUGAAAUGGUACAAGGAUUGGCAACCGAUCGCCGAAUCAACACGCCUUAAGAUGAUCUUCUACGAGCCGGACACCUGGGUUCUGCUGAUCACCGAUGCAAUCAAGAAGGACGAAGGCUUGUACUCGAUCAGCGUACGCAACGCAAUUGGAUCGAUCAGUUCGUCGGUUAUGGUCCACGUUGAGGACAACGAGGAUGACUACGUGUACAAUGCCCAUCACAGAACCCCGUACGUCCGAGCUAGGAACAAGGUCUACGAAGACUUUUACGACAUUGGUGACGAGAUUGGAAGAGGUACGCAGGGUAUUACUUACCACGCAACGGAUCGUUCCAGCGGCCGCAACUUUGCCGCCAAGAUUAUGUACGGCAGCCCGGAUCUGAGACCGUUCAUGUUUAAUGAAGUAGACAUCAUGAACAUCCUGAACCAUAGGAAGUUGAUUCGUCUGCACGAUGCCUUCGACAUCAACAGGUCGUUGUCGCUGAUUAUUGAGCUUGCGUCGGGUGGUGAACUGGUCCGAGACAAUCUGCUGAUGCACGACUACUAUACCGAGCGUCAAAUCGCCAUCUAUGUGUACCAGAUUCUUCUGGGUCUGGAGCACAUGCACAGCCGAGGAAUCGGUCAUAUGGGUCUGACCAUCAAGGAUCUGCUCAUUGCUUACCCUGGCAGUGACAACCUGAAGAUUUGCGACUUUGGCUUGUCUCGCCGUAUCGAAGAUGACAAAAUGUACACGCUGGACUACGGAAUGCCGGAGUUUGUUGCACCAGAAGUUAUCAAUCGCCGUGGCGUCGGGCUUGGACAGGACAUGUGGAGCAUCGGUAUCAUUACCUACAUUCUGCUGGGAGGUAUUAGUCCGUUCAUGGGUCGAAACGACCGCGAAACCCUAACCAAGGUUCGCGACGGCAAGUGGACCUUCGUUGGCACUGUAUGGGAGUUCAUUUCGUCAGAAGCCCGUGACUUCAUCACCAGACUGCUGGUCUACGAGGACGAACACCGCAUGACCAUCAAGGAAGCCUUGUCGCACUCAUGGUUCGAUGUCAUCUACAAGCGAACCUUCGAAGAGUACCAGAUCGGUACGGAUCGUCUCCGCCGGUACUAUUACCACUACAGAGAUUGGUACACCAACGCUUCAUGCCACACCUACUACCGUCGCCGUCCGUUGAUGAGCUGCUUCGAUCACCCAUCCAAGAUGGUGUAUCCUCCGGGAAUCAUCUUCACUCCGGAAGGCACUCCACCACCAGUCACCGUCGACGAUAUUCCGCACAAGCGCAGGAAGUGGGACGAAUACGUAUCCAAGGACAACCAUCCGGACUACGAGACGGCUUCCUUCAAAUCCGAAAGCCAAUACCAGUAUGGCCCGGACACUUACCUGUUGCAGCUGCGUGACACUACCUUCCCAUGUCGUCUGCGCGAGUACAUGAAGAUCGCCAAGCACCGUUCGCCCAGUCUGCUCAGCGAGAGCAACUACGACAGUAGUCUACCGAUCAUUCGCGAGCGUCGCCGCUUCACCGAUAUCAUGGAUGAGGAAAUUGAUGACGAACGCAGAAGCCGUAUCAGCCGCUACGGAACGGACGACAGCGUCACCAUCAGUCGUCGUCUGCGUACGGAAGUGGGAACGCGUCUUGGUUCGUACGCCGAAGCCGAAGCUAUGAUUGAAGUUAAGCGAGAAGGCCAUGCGCCGUUCUUCCGCGAGAAGCCACAGACGAUCGCCAUCCGUGAGGGUGAGCCGAAUCAGAUCAUUUGCUACGCGGUCGGUGAUCCAAAGCCCUCGGUCACGUGGUUCCGCAACGACAUGGUCGUUACAGAUAGCAAUCGCAUUAAGGUGCUAGAUGACGUCGAUGGCCGUUCGGUUAUUCAGUUCCAUCCGGCGUCACACAACGAUUGCGGUAUCUACAAGGCCGUUGCCAGCAAUAGAGUCGCGAAGACGGUGGCUCGCUGCCGUGUAGUGAUCGCCAUUAUCCCAGAUUCUCCGGAUUGUCCGGAUGCGGUUGCUGUCAGCGAUACGGAAGUUUUGCUGCGCUGGAGACAGCCACGACAUGACGGUAACUCGCAGGUUAUCUGCUACAGCUUGGAAAUGAAGCAACAUGGUAGGGCUGAUUGGGUGGACGUGGCCAGCAAUAUCGAUCACGAGUUCUACCUGGUGCACGGAUUGUCCCCGAAUACCAACUAUCAAUUCAGGUUAGCUGCCUACAAUAGGGUUGGAUGGAGUGAUCGCGGUGUCGCUACGAAGAAUAUUGGCACUUUGGAUGUUGAAGCUCCCAAGAUUCAGAUCACCCGGGCUAUGAAACAAUUGCAGCAGCUGACGGAAUCUGGUCAGCACGUGUCUCCGGAAGAACGUGUGGGACGUUUGGACUACAGCUACGAGAAGACUCCGCUGAAGUGGACCGUUGAGGGUAACUACAAUGAAAAGUUCAGCUUCAUGUCGGAGAUUUCACGCGGUCGGUACUCGAUCGUGGUCAAGGGUCUGGAGAAGGCCACCGAUAAGAUCGUUGUGGCGAAGAUCUUCGAACUGGGAGAUGAACGCGUCGCUGAGGCAGCGGAGCGUGAAUUUGAGAUGCUACGAACGCUGAGACACGAACGUAUCGCCAGUCUGUUCGCUGCGUUCAAACCGAAGAAUACGUCGAUCGCAGCCUUGGUCAUGGAGAAACUGCAGGGCGCCGAUGUGUUGACCUAUCUGAGUAGUCGCGCGGAGUACUCCGAGCAGAUAGUGGCCACGAUCAUCAACCAGAUCCUGGAUGGUCUACAUUAUCUGCACUGGCGCGGAAUUUGCCACCUGGACUUGCAGCCAGAUAACAUCGUCAUGUCCUCGGUUCGACAGGUACAGGUCAAACUGGUCGACUUUGGAGCGGCACAGCCCGUGUCCAAACUGGGCUCGAACGUGCCCAGCCUCAGCUGGUUGGACUUCACUUCUCCUGAAGUGCUUAACGGCGAAGCCGCCUACCCUCAGACUGACAUGUGGAGCGUUGGUUGCCUGGCCUAUCUGUUCCUGUCGGCAACGAGUCCGUUCCGAGGUGGAGACGAAGCCGAAACCCGCGCCAACAUCAGCUUCGUUCGAUACCGGUUCGAAUACCUCUUCAAGGAGGUCACCCAGGAAGCCACACGAUUCCUGAUGUUGAUCUUCAAGCGUGCUCCCACGAAACGUCCCUCGGUAGAGGAAUGCUUCGAGCACAGAUGGCUCGUCCACACCGACUUCAUGAUCAAGAAGCGCGAACGUGCAAUCUUCCCGGGCAGCCGUCUGAAGGAAUUCUCCGAACACUACCACACGAUGAAAACGAACGAGGCCACCAAGUCGGAGACCAUCUCCAGCAUCGGUGGUCAAUCCCCUCGUCAGCUGCUCAGAUCCAACAGCAUCCAGGAGGAGCUGCUGACCACUUUCUAAGCCUCAAACUCUAUCAACUUCUACUACUAAUUACUACUACUACUACUACUUAACCGAUACUUUCGUCUCUUGAAUCCCUCAACUAUUUAUUUAUUUAUUCGAUAGAAUGUAGCUUUUCUAGUACUUCAAUCUAUUACCUAAACCCCCCUUAAAAAAAGAAGUCUUUUGUACAUAAUCGAUUUUUUAUUUUGAACAAAGGAAAGUAUAUGAACUUGAGUUUAUUUUUUUAGCGUGUAAGCAACUAGUAACUAGAACAAGCAGGAGCAGGACAACAAGAAGGAGAAGAAGCAACUACUUCAACUGGAAACUCUUUAUAUAUUUGUAUAUGUGAUAUCCGGGUCAGGGAAACAAUUUUUUAUAUGAAUUUUUAACCGAAUCUAUAACCAUACAAAUACGUUACACAUCCCUGAAGAAACUGGCUCGGACCCAUAUAUAUUCUGGUUCCCUACUUGUAGUCGCAUACCAUCGAUCGUCGAUCAACGAGUGAAGAAGAAUAGAAAGAAGCACACACAAACACACACACGAACACGUAACGAGAAGAACUGUAUAAAAUUAGUAGCCAUGGCGCAUGGUAAGAAAGCUUUUAACAAAUACACACCAAAACUUACUUUGAACAAGAAUGUGUAAAAUUCGUAGUCAGAUUAAGUUCUUGAUUAUUAAUUUAAUAAAAAAAAAACAGUAAAACCUUUAGGUCAUUUAACAAGUUAACAAACUUCGAAGCUUUAAAACUGUAGGAAAAAUUAUAUUCUUGUUUUUACUUUUGUAUUCUUCUUUUCUUUAAAAAUUCGUUUAAAUAAAUAGUUGUGCAGAA